Messenger RNA from Arachis ipaensis, 1145 nucleotides. NCBI's taxonomy places the organism in Eukaryota, Viridiplantae, Streptophyta, Magnoliopsida, Fabales, Fabaceae. The record is from RefSeq and is a predicted model, not a curated record.
CGCAGUCUAACAAAAUCCAAGCAACUGUUAAGAAGCAGCUCAUAAAUAGGUUUAAAGAGAAUAUUAUUGAGGGUCAAACAUACCGAAUGUCAUAUUUUAGUGUUGUUCCAAACCAAGGCAAUCAUAGGGUAGCAGAACAUGAGUUUAAGUUGGUUUUCCUUAACCGUACAACUGUUAUUCCUAUCUCUGAUGAUGCUAUCCCCAAGACAUGUUUCAGUUUUUGUCCAUUUGAUGAGCUCUUGAAAAUGACUGAAGAUUAUGUUUACUUAGUUGAUGUUAUUGGUUUGCUAACUUCUGUUGGUGAAGAGAAAGAGUUGACAAUACGCUGUGCUUUGUUUGGGGAGUACGUGGAUGAAGUGCAUCGUUUCUUAGGUUCUGGUUAUAUGGAGCAUUCAGUUGUUGUGAUCCAGCUUGCCAAAGUUAAAUUCUUUAGGGGACAAGUUGGUCUCCAAAAUGUUAUGCAUGCUACUCGCCUAUUCUUUAAUCCAAAUUUGGCUGAAGUUGUUGAUUUCAAAAACAGUAUGGUUGACCAAGGUAUCAAUGGAACACAACCAUUUGCUAAUGAGGGCAAGGGUGUUUCAUUGGAAGAUAAUUUUCUGCGGCUUACUAGGAGAUGCACUAUUGAGGAACUCCAUGAUAACAAUGAGGAAGGGUCUUUUGUGGUUUUUGGUAUUGUGAGACCUACUGUGGAUGAGGGACCUUUGUGGUAUUCAGCUUGUGUUUGUGGGAAGUCAAUUCAGCCUCAAGGUGGUGCAUAUUAUUGUGGUUUUUGUCAGCACUAUGUUACCAAUGUGACUCCUAGAUAUAGGAUCAAAAUAGCGGUCGAGCAUGAUAAUGGACAUGGUGUAUUUGUCUUAUUUGAUUGUGAGGCUGCUUACUUACUGAAAAAAUCAUGUGCUGAUCUGUUUGGAGAAGUUCAAAAGGAUGCAAGUGUUGUUUGUGGAAAUAGUUAUCCUGUGAUGUUCCAACAAUUGUUGGGGAAAAAAUUGCUUCUUAAAAUAGAUACCAAGAGUGUUGGUACAGACAAAUAUUUUGGAACUUUCCGUGUGAUAGAGUUUGUGAUGAUGCUGCUAUUAUUUCCAUGUUUGAGUUGCCUAACUAUGAUGUGGAUGAUGAGCGCACUCCGUUGAAGGUUGCAUCUUUAA